AUGGCCGAGAUCUGGUCUCCUCCACAAAUGGAUGAUAAUCUGUCUGACGAUCAGUUUGCUGGAGGAAUAGACUUGGAUGCAUGUCUUUCUGAGGAUAACGACGAUCAAUACAACAACGCAAAAAUUUUUGUGGGUGGACUGAAUCCUAGUACAACCGAUGAACAACUUUACUCAUACUUCAGUCGAUUCGGUGAAGUUGUAUCCAGCAAAGUCAUGUUUAGUCGUGAUACAGGAAACUCGCGCAGAUUCGGGUUUGCUGUAUUCCAAAGCCCAUACGUAGCACAAAAAGUGUGUGAAAUGCAGACUCAUGAACUUUGCGGGUAUAAAGUUGAAACACGCCUUGCUGUGCCAAGCAAUCGGAUGAAGAAGGCUACAACUUCUUCUGAGACUUGUAGGGAGUCUUCCAGGCUAGCAAGACAAGUGUUUGUCGGAGGCCUCCCAACAGAUGUUACACCCCCCAUAUUUCGCGAGUGGGCAGAGCAAACCUUUCCUGGGAGGGUUGUCAAUGCUGUUCUCGUAGUCGACAGAUUGACUCACACGAAAUCACGUGGCUUUGGAUUUGUUACCUUUGAUGCUCGUGACAUGGUUGAAAGCGCAGCUUCAGUCAGGAUGCUUCCUUUUGCUGACAGAUUCGUGGAGGUGAAGAAGGCUGAAAAUAUGGCGCUCAAACAAAAAGGUUCAACCAAGUUUGAUUUGCCCAAAUCUCCAGUUGUUCGAAUCUCACCGAGUGGAAAUCGUAUUGAAACACCAAACGGUCGCCCCAAAACCCUGGGAGCGAUCCAGAACUCAGAUGGACAGGAGGUCGACUCAAAGUUGAAUUCAAUGUUCCAAGAGAUGGGUCUCGGAGAUCCUCAAUUAAAGUCCAAAUGGACAAAACCUGCAACCAAACCAGGAAAGAAGGAACAGACUUUGAGCGGAAUGAUGGAAAGCCAGUCUCCUGUUCCUCUUCCACAAGACAAUGUAAUGGAACAGACUAUGGAACCCAAGAUUCCGAUGGAUCAGCAAUCGACUAAGCCAAACCCCAUCGGAUCUUGGAACAUGAAUCAAAGGAGUCCCUUGCAGCACCUCAGCAACGACAACCAGCUUCAUUUAUCCCCGACUGCGACUGGGCAGCCCAACGUUUCGAACCUAUGGUCGAUGCAACCGACUCACCACCACCAUCAGCUGGCGUCGGAUAACGACCUCAUCUUCGAUGUCGUCAAGAUGGCUCUGCAAGGGAGCGAAGAAGACAGCUCGCUUGCCAGCACAUGGAGCUCUUCGUCACAAGGAAACAUCUGGGGCGCAUUUGAUCAAACAGUACUGCACGGCAUUUAA
Guillardia theta CCMP2712 is the source of this 1314-nucleotide messenger RNA. RefSeq lists its product as hypothetical. The transcript is spliced from 6 exons. Gene Ontology annotation, cellular component: cytoplasm. Bases 1 to 1314 code for a protein of 437 amino acids. Lineage: Eukaryota; Cryptophyceae; Pyrenomonadales; Geminigeraceae. The record is from RefSeq and is a predicted model, not a curated record. Gene Ontology annotation, molecular function: RNA binding.